AUGAGUGAGCUGGGCUCUCAGAAGACCACUGAUGGCACUGUUUCUCGCCUGCUCCACGUGGUGGAAAGUGAGCUCCAGGCAGGGAGGGAAAAAGGAGACCCCACGGAGAAGCAACUGCAGAUCAUCCUGGAGGAUGCACCCCUCUGGCAGAGGUUCAAGGAAGUCACUAACGAAAUGAUCGUGACCAAGAAUGGCAGACGGAUGUUCCCUGUCCUAAAGAUUAGUGUCACGGGGCUGGACCCCAAUGCCAUGUACUCCCUUCUUUUGGACUUUGUCCCAACGGACAGUCACCGCUGGAAGUAUGUCAAUGGGGAGUGGGUGCCUGCGGGCAAGCCAGAGGUUUCCAACCACAGCUGUGUCUACAUCCACCCGGACUCCCCUAACUUUGGGGCCCACUGGAUGAAAGCUCCCAUCUCCUUCAGCAAAGUGAAGCUGACCAACAAGCUCAAUGGAGGAGGGCAGAUAAUGCUGAAUUCUCUGCAUAAAUAUGAGCCCCAGGUUCACAUAGUGCGUGUUGGAGGUGCCCACCGAAUGGUGAUGAACUGCUCCUUCCCUGAAACCCAGUUCAUAGCUGUAACUGCCUAUCAGAAUGAGGAGAUAACGGCUCUCAAAAUCAAGUACAACCCUUUUGCCAAAGCCUUCUUGGAUGCCAAGGAAAGAAAUCACCUAAAAGAUGUCCCGGAGGCUAUCUCUGAGAGUCAACAUGUGGCCUAUUCUCACCUGGGAGGCUGGAUCUUUUCCAAUCCGGAGGGAGUGUGCACAGCAGGAAAUGCCAGUUACCAGUACGCUACGCCCUUGUCUCUGCCUGCUCCCCACUCCCACCAGGGCUGCGAGCAUUGCCCUGGCCUCCGAGGACCCCGGCAGGCUCCCUACCCUUCUGCAUACGUGCACAGAAACCAUUCUCCCACAGUGAAUUUGAUAGAAAGCUCAAGCAAUAACCUGCAAGUUUUCUCGGGACCUGAGAGCUGGACUUCCCUGUCCUCCACACCCCAUGCCAGCAUCCUGUCUGUACCCCACACCAAUGGACCAAUCAAUCCUGGGCCUAGCCCCUACCCGUGCCUGUGGACCAUCAGCAACAGUGGCGGGGCUGCUGCCGGGCCGGGCCCCGAGGUGCACGCCAGCCCCCCGGGUGCCUUUCUCCUGGGUAACCCAGCUGUGACUGCGCCCCAUUCUGUGCUCUCCUCCCAGACACCCACCUCGGCUGGAGUGGAGGUUCUGGGGGAGCCCUCGCUGACCAGCAUUGCUGUGUCCACCUGGACGGCCGUGGCCUCGCAUCCGUUCUCGGGCUGGGGUGGCCCAGGUGGGGGUGGAAGCCAGUCUCCUCCCUCACUGGACAGUUAGGCAGCAUCCCAGGGAAGGGUGUCAGCAGAGAACAUUCUAUGUACAGAGCACUUAGAAACCCCCUUUACUGAUUCCACUGAGUCAGAUGGCAGGGUCUCCUCACCAAGAGAGUUGGGGUGUGGGGCAGGUUAUACCACAAGGCCUACCAGGAGAUGGUUUAGUUUGGAUGAUGCUAGUUCUGUCACUUCCAUCUCUCCGCCAUUUUCUUUUGCAUUCCAUUUCCUCUCACGCUUAUCCAUGCCCUCUUAGGUGUCAAAAGCUCAUUGAAUACCUUCCUUGUGCCCUGCUCCUUACUCUGAGAAGGUCCUUAGAAGGCUUCACUUCCUGUUCUGUGGAGGUGGUGCA
Messenger RNA from Choloepus didactylus (southern two-toed sloth), 1686 nucleotides. It is a transcript of the gene TBX19, whose product is annotated as T-box transcription factor 19. Gene Ontology annotation, cellular component: nucleus. Gene Ontology annotation, molecular function: DNA-binding transcription factor activity, RNA polymerase II-specific; RNA polymerase II cis-regulatory region sequence-specific DNA binding. Gene Ontology annotation, biological process: mesoderm formation; cell fate specification; heart morphogenesis. The record is from RefSeq and is a predicted model, not a curated record. NCBI's taxonomy places the organism in Eukaryota, Metazoa, Chordata, Mammalia, Pilosa, Megalonychidae. Bases 1 to 1341 code for a protein of 446 amino acids. The transcript has 8 exons.